UUGAAGAUUAGAAAGGCUGACGUCCAAUUACAAACUCUGUCCAUUACGCGCGAGGAGAAGUAACGGACUGUUAUUAGGGUAUAAUAUUUGUAAAAUGGUACAAGUUUUGUGAUUUUGCAGAAUAUCUAUGGGGUGUCGUGCGCCACCUCUCGCCAUAAAGGCGGUAGUAAUAGGUGGGUCUCUUGUCAAGCAUGAGUAUACGCUGCAGUGCGGACAAAAACCGAGAAGUGGGAUGGAUCGAGAGCCUUGGCGUUGGAGAGCAUAUAACCGUAUUUUAAACCGAGACAUCAAUUAGUAAGAGAAGGCAUAUUGUAUCGGAAUAGUUUAUCGGAAUUGGACCCACUGCUUACCUGGAUUUUAGUCGUCGACAAUGUAUUUUAAUUGUGCAUUCAUGCAAAGCAUACACCUGUACACUGCAGUUUGUAAUCAUAGGAAUCCGCUUGCGUGACACGUUUAUUGUCGAAGAAAUUGGAUCUUAUUCUAAUUUAAACAACUUGACAAACUAAUGUAGAAAAUACAAAAACAAAAUGUGUGUGUUAGGCCAAUACACAAUGUAAGAAAAUCAUAUGUUUGAUUGAAUUUAUUGGAGGUUUCGCUUGGGAUAAAUGCAAAGGAGUACGGUUCAGUUUAGCGUCGGACAUCGGAGUAGAUGUUUAUAUGGACCUUUCUCGCAAUGGAUUUGGUCUUACAUGGGGAAAUGAUGCUAUUAUUGAGUGUAUAGCUGUAGCAGUAGGGCUACUGUUUGUCAGAAGUCUUCUGCCACCUUAAAAUCCCAAAUGAAGAUUCCAAAAAGACGGAAAAGACUAACGUGCCGUCUCUGCGCCAGAUAAAUGGCUCAUUUAAGUUGGGAGCUGCCCGCGUUCUGUCGGGCUGGCAGAUGCAGUGCCUAGUGCCAGGCCUCCAGGACCACGCCAACAUGAAUGGGGCUGGGGAGACGGCAGACAUACUGCCGCCUAACUGCAUGGUCAAGGACCGAUGGAAAGUGCUGAAGAAAAUCGGAGGGGGAGGUUUUGGGGAGAUUUACGAAGCUCUGGACCUGUUGACUCGGGAGAACGUGGCAUUGAAGGUGGAGUCGGCCCAGCAGCCCAAACAGGUCCUGAAGAUGGAGGUGGCAGUCCUGAAGAAACUGCAGGGUAAAAACCAUGUUUGCAAGUUUAUUGGCUGUGGGAGAAAUGACAAAUUCAACUACGUGGUCAUGCAACUUCAGCAGGGACGCAAUUUGGCGGACUUGAGGAGGAGCCAGCCUCGGGGGACCUUCACCAUGAGCACCACACUCCGCCUGGGGAAACAGAUCCUGGAGUCUAUAGAGGCCAUCCACUCUGUUGGCUUCUUGCAUCGAGAUAUCAAACCGUCAAAUUUCGCCAUGGGAAGGCUGCCUUCAACCUUAAGGAAGUGUUACAUGUUAGACUUCGGCCUCGCGCGGCAGUACACCAAUACCACUGGAGAAGUCCGCCCUCCGAGAACUGUUGCAGGUUUUCGAGGAACUGUCCGAUAUGCCUCAGUCAACGCACAUAAAAACAAAGAAAUGGGACGCCAUGAUGACCUAUGGUCUUUAUUUUACAUGUUGGUGGAAUUUGCAGUUGGACAGCUACCAUGGCGGAAAAUCAAGGACAAGGAGCAAGUUGGGCAGAUUAAAGAGCGAUAUGACCAUAGGAUGUUGCUGAAACACAUGCCGUCAGAGUUUCAUAUCUUCCUCGACCAUGUAUUGGGCCUGGACUACUACACCAAGCCGGAUUAUCAGCUGCUGAUGUCGGUGUUUGAGAACAGCAUGAAGGAGCGCAUCAUCACGGAAAAUGAGCCGUUUGAUUGGGAGAAAGGAGGGACAGACUCCACACAGUCAACAAGCGCCUCCACCCAACCACAGCACAACACACGGCCCACCGUCGCCAUGGUGGGAGCCCUAAACACCCCGGUGCCCGGAGACCUCCAGAGAGAGAACACAGAGAACGUGCUCCAGGAUGAGCACCUCAGCGACCAGGAGAAUGCCCCUCCGGCCCUGCCUCCCAGUGGGAGCCGCCAGGGGGGCGAGGGCGGUGGCCAGACGCCCGCAAAGGGCGAGGGAUGGGAGGACACCGACUUCAACCGCAACAAACUCAGGAUCAGCCUGGGCAAGGGGGCCCAGGAGGGGGAUGAACCCAGCAGAGGGGCCUGUCCCAUGUCGCCGUGCUGGGCAGGAGGGGCCCCAGAGUCCCCCAGUGGCCAGGUGCGCUCCCUCCGGUACCGCCGCAUCAACAGCCCAGAGUCAGACCGCAUGUCGGCCGCUGAUGGGAGGGCCGUCGACGGCUAUGGCCAAAGUAUCAGGUCCCGCAUGGACAUCCUGGGCUCGCCCUCGCGCCACAUGUACUCGUCCCAACCGGCCAUGAUGCUGUCUGUGGACGACGGCCUGCAGCGCGGGCGGCACGGCGAGGGCUCGGUGGCGUCCGUGGACCAGGAAGCCCACAGCAAUGCCUUUAUCAGAUCGGUGCCGCUAGCAGAGGAGGAAGACUUUGAUAGCAAGGAGUGGGUGAUCAUUGACAAGGAGACGGAGCUGAGGGACUUCCAGCCCACCACGUCGGGCACCACCGAUGAGGAGCCUGAGGAGCUGAGGCCCCUGGAGGAGGGAGAGGAGAGGAGGAAGCUGCGGGGAGGAGGGGCGGAGAUGGUGGUGCGGCCCAAGACGACCCACACAACCAACAGCAGCCGGGGCAUGCUCACGCUCACCGAGGAGGAAGCCUCCAGAAGAAGUGGGGGAAGCCCCGCCAUGUCGCCCUGUCAUUCACUCCCGUCAGGCCGUCCUAUCGGACCCCAAAGACCGAUGAUCAUGUCUCUGACUGAGCACAAUGGCCUAUAUCAGCCCUGUCCAGACUUCAGGACCAAGGGCCAGAUGGAUGAGAAGGAGUAUUUCCACAUCCUUCCCCAGCUCCAGGUCAAGAGGGCCGACUUCCUCACUGUCAUGCUGACCGGCACCCUUCCUCAGCGGCGAACCUUCCCAGCAGCUCUGUCGGCAGAGAACGAGGUCCAGGAGCCACAGAGCCCGCGGGACGAUGAUGUGUCCAAGAGUGAGUCAAACAGCGAGGCCAGCCCAAAAAGCACAGAGCGGAGCCAGGAUGGGGCCCCUGACACCCUCAUGGCCGCCCCCCGGGAACCCGCCUCAGCCGCAGAUGCUGACCCUGACUUUGAGGACGGCUCCAAGACCCUGGUUCUGUUCUCGCCGGGGGAUACCCGGAAGUCUCCAUCCACUGGGAGAGAACAAGUCCUGCUCGAGGUUGAAUUCGGGACACCGUCUGCCUCUACCCCUAGGAACGAUAUGCCCCUGGUGGGUGCGGGCAGCCAGCCAGAGCUCUCCUUCACACUGAGGUCGGACUUGAGGCCACCCACCCCUAUCGCCCCCGCAUCUCCCCCCUUCACCAAAGUUGAGCUCACCUUUGUCCACAUCUCCGAGACUUCCCACUUUAACAUCAUGUCUUCCAGAGGUCAAACCGCAAAGGAGAGCAGCGACCACUGCGACAUCUCAGCCGUUACCCAGGAGGCCUCACCAUGGGAAGGAGACACCCGUGAACAGACCGGACAUGUCGAAAAGGGUGAGGAAUCCCAGAGUCCUUCCAGAGAGCCCCAAGCCCAUUCUAUCGCAGACGUGACCUUGGAGAAUGGUGUCACGAGCACCAAACCGGACGACCGCCCACCGCUGGUCUUCGUCAAGUCUUUGGAGCCUGUCUCGGAAGCCAUGUCGCCCAUUCUGGAACACAAAACUCUCUCUGUAGAUUCCAACAAGGGGCCAUUGUCUACCGAAGGUAUUGCCAACGCUGAACUACCACAUACCACCCUCAGGCGGAGGAUCAAAAGCCGCAUCCCGGUUCUACUGUCUGAAGAGGGCACAGGCUCGGAGCGUUCAGCCUCACUCUCUGCCCGGGAGCAACUACAGAAGAGAGCCCGGAAACUGGACCUGGCACGCCUGGUGGUGCAGAAGCAGCAGGGCCGCUGGAUGAGGCUGCCCUCGGGGACAUCCUCCUCGCUGUCCUCCGGCGGCGGGAGGGCCUUCGAGACACUCUCCACUACCGGCUCGGAGGAAGACACCCAUGCCUCGGACGAGUCUCUGGCCAGGAGGAGGUCCUGUCUGAAGGCCAGGGCAGGGGCUGGAGGGGACCAGGGCCAGACGGAGUGGAACAGCAGGAUCCCCAGGCCCGUCACCCCCAUCAAGAGGCCCUCAGGGCGGCUGCUGGCCGUGUCCUCUCCUCUCGCUCUGCCAGGAUCGGGCAUUUGUAGAGAUGCAUCCACCUUUGGUAAUGGGCUCCAAGUAAAAAAAAUUGGACUAUGCACUCUCCCAACCCAGCGGCGGUCUAAACCUCUGCAGACCGGCUCCUCUUCCUCCUGUCCAAGGCCCUGUCCUGUCCCCGCCCAGCCCUGCGGCAGCCCCCGAAUGCCCCUGCGCUGCGUUUUUGUGACCCAACGCAGCUUAAGCACCUCCCACUGCAGGUCAGACAGCCCCUCCCCCCAGCGUCUCCAUCCAACUAGACAGUCCCUCUCUGUCCGGCCCACAACUGCCCCUCCCCUCCAGCCCAGGGCUAAUACUACUACUACUACUACUACUACUACUACCAGCAUAACACGGGCCAACUCACAGGACCCCUUUACCCAGGUGUCCACCGAUAUGCCUGCCAGAAUCCGAGCCAAAUCCACGGGCCCUGCCAAAGCAAAACAAAGCACAGGGGACAAGAUGGCUGCCGCGAGAUAGUAAACAGAUUCACUGGGAAGAAACGCAUAUGCUUCUCUGUUGUCCUCAGAAAGACUCAAUGCUUCAAAAAGCUCCAGCCCGGACCCAAAUUAAGACUGAUGCGGUUUCCCAUCUUUUUUUACCUUCUUUGAUCCAAACCAUGUACAGUGGGGCAAAAAAGUAUUUAGUCAGCCACCAAUUGUGCAAGUUCUCCCACUUAAAAAGAUGAGAGGCCUGUAAUUUUCACCAUAAUUUGCAAAUAAAUUCAUUAAAAAUCCUACAAUGUGAUUUUCUGGAUUUUUUUUCUCAUUUUGACUGUCAUAGUUGAAGUGUACCUAUGAUGAAAAUUACAGGCCUCUCUCAUCUUUUUAAGUGGGAGUACUUGCACAAUUGGUGGCUGACUAAAUACUUUUUUGUCCCACUGUACCUCUACUAACUAGACCAUGACAACAACUUUUACAAGGGGAACCAUACGGAACCAUCUUCAUGAGCUUCCAGUUAAAUAGUCAAUAUCACGAGGAGCAAUGCUACCAUGGUGCUAUGUGUACGCUGUCCACUGGUGUAUUGGAUACAUUUUCCUUUUGUUUCUGAGGUUUGUGGAUUCAGCAAGAAAUUAAUUUGAACAAAGUCGGUCAUCAUGAUCCCUUUACAAGCCAAGUUGUAAUCUUUCUCAACUCACAAGCUUCUCACACCGAUAUACUAAGUUAUCAUCGACAAUAUUCUGCUCACUGUAUAUUGCAUGGUAUAGAUAUCACAAACACUUUUGAUAAGUUGACUAAUGUUAAGGAAAUGUACGAAACUCUCAAUCUUCCAAUGGCCUGACGCGAUAACCAAUUCUGAUAGGAUGCCAAAAUCAUUCCCAACUCUGGUCAGAUAUGUUAAAAGGUUGGAUUAUGGGGUAGAUUACUGCCAAUAUUAAGAGAAUGCAGAAGUAAUAUUGCUGGCCCCCUUGUUAGUGUGUGACAAUGGGCAUGCUUUAUAUCAUUCCAUGUUUUGGGUGUUUGAUUAUAUUUAUGUUCAAAAGUGUAUAUAAUAUGAUAAUUUCUUGAAAAAUACAUUUUUAUUUUUUACCUUGCGAAAACAACCUGUAUAUUUAGUCUUUCCUCUUCUGUUGAACAAUGUUGGCCUGUUUUUUGUUCGUUUUUUUACGCAUGAGAAAAAUAGCAUUAACUUUGAGUGAUAGAUACCUACCUUUUUAAUGUUCUGACAAUGACAUGAUUGGUGGAUCAUUGGAACCCAUGUUUUGUGUUUGUAUUGGGCAAAUGAAACCUACAGUUGCAGGGCACUGAGAUAAAGUUAAAUAAUGGUCAUGUGGAAUGACUAUCUCCGGUUUCAUUUCUACACUGUUUGCCAGAUAUAACCAUCGCCCAUAGAAAGGACUACUUCUUGUUUUCAUCCUCUCCUUCUAAUCAGGGACUUUAUUCACCAGGUGAGGGCAAUAAAGUACCAGGUAGAAGAAAAGGUUUCGGCCCUCUAGGACUGGAACUGAACCAUCCUGGGCAACCUAGUAGGUCUGAAAGGUUCCUUAUCAGGGUGACUUGACUCAGAGACAUGUUUUUUUAAGUGUUUCCACAAUUAGGACAUUUUAUUUUGAAGAGGUAAAGUUACAGUACAGACGUGUACAAAAACAACAUGUUGUUUAUUACCAUACACAAGAUCAAAUGGUACAUUUCACACAGACACACACGUUUCCUCACAGCAGUAAGUCCAGUCUCUCCCUAGUUUAGGGAC
Molecule: messenger RNA, 6421 nt
Organism: Oncorhynchus kisutch (coho salmon)
Lineage: Eukaryota; Metazoa; Chordata; Actinopteri; Salmoniformes; Salmonidae
Product: tau-tubulin kinase 1
Exons: 16
Coding region: 878-4711 (1277 amino acids)
Biological process (GO): protein phosphorylation
Molecular function (GO): protein kinase activity; ATP binding
Source: RefSeq, a predicted model, not a curated record